Molecule: messenger RNA, 1325 nt
Organism: Dicentrarchus labrax (European seabass)
Lineage: Eukaryota; Metazoa; Chordata; Actinopteri; Moronidae
Gene: nosip
Product: nitric oxide synthase interacting protein
Exons: 10
Coding region: 119-1030 (303 amino acids)
Cellular component (GO): nucleus
Molecular function (GO): ubiquitin protein ligase activity
Source: RefSeq, a predicted model, not a curated record
AAGGAGAACGCGGAGGACGCGGAAGCAAAAGCAGGAUAAAAGAAGGAGACGACGAAGGUAUAGUGCUUGAUAGACAAACUUCGUCAGCACUGCUGAUUUAAAUUGGAAGAAAACUACAAUGACUCGCCAUGGGAAGAACUGUACAGCCGGGGCUGUCUACACAUACCACGAGAAAAAGAAAGAUACAGCUGCAUCUGGUUAUGGAACACAGAGCAUUCGACUGGGCAAAGACGCGAUCAAAGACUUUGACUGCUGCUGCCUGUCCCUGCAGCCCUGUCAGGAUCCUGUGGUGACUCCAGAUGGAUACUUGUAUGAAAAACAGGCCAUUCUUGAAUACAUUCUUCACCAGAAGACAGAAAUUGCCAAAAAAAUGAAGGCAUAUGAAAAGCAGAAGCAAGCGCAGAAGAGCAGUAGCCAGCUUGAGUCCAAGUCAGAGGAAAGAGAGAGGGUGGAGAGGUUUAAAACCAGGGAGAACAGCAUUGUGUCCAAGCCCAUCAACCCAUUCACAUCUGGGCAGAGCAAAGGAGGUGAGAAGAGCAGGACAGACAGCAGCUCAGCAGAAUCAUCCACUAUUUCAGCUGCCACUUCCAGCCAGAGCCUGCCCAGUUUCUGGGUUCCUUCACUGACACCAGAGGCCAAGCCCACAAUGCUUAAGAAACCAAGUAAGGCUGUGUUAUGUCCCAUGUCAGGACGACCCAUUAAGAUGAACGAGCUUAUUACAGUGCGCUUCACCCCACUGGACUCAAGCCUGGACCGAGUGGCCCUGCUCACCCGCCAGGACCGGUAUGUAUGUGCAGUAACCAGAGACGUCCUGGGCAACAGUGUCCCGUGCGCUGUUCUGCGACCCUCGGGUACUGUGGUAACUCAGGAGUGUGUGGAGAAGUUGAUCAAGAAGGACAUGAUUGAUCCUGUGACUGGAGACAAACUGUCUGACAAAGACAUUGUACCACUGCAGAGGGGUGGAACCGGCUUUGCUGCCUCUGGGGUUGACCUCCGUGCCAAAGAGGCUCGUCCAGUGAUGCAAGUGUGAGAAUAUGGGGUCUUAACGGCGUUGUCACCAUGACUGUAUGUACAGUACAUCCUAACUUUAGUUCUAUGAUAUACAGUAUGUUUAUAACGGUGUAUGAACAACUUUCACCUGUUUUGAUGACCUUUUGGAGGUAACUAGCAAUUAGUUGGGUUUCUUUUUUAGUCCCUCCAUAGAUAUUUUGUCAUUCAUGUAAAAUACAGUUUUAUCCUGAAUAACAUUUUUAUAUUUAAAAGAUUGUCUGUCAAUGUAUGAAGAGUAUUUGCAGCCAGUGAUAAUAAAGCAUUUCCAAAUCCUA